CCCCGCCUUAAAGGAGAGCUCCAGCCGGGCUUCCUAAGGGAGGAGCAUCGGCGUAGUAGAAAGCCUGGGCCUGCUCUGCGUCUCCUUUAAAUGCACAUCACUCCCAGCUCCAUAACUGUGGACACACACACAUCCCUGGGAGUGGGAGGCGGGGGAGCCUAGGCCGGACCGCGGCCCCAGCACCGGCAGCAGCAGGCGGCGGCAGCGGCAGCCCGAGCAGGCGCCGGGAGCAGGCGGCGGCGGCAGCUUCCGCGGGAAUCUGUCCAGGCUUACUCCCCAAGUGCACUCCCACCUUUUGAGAGCCAAGCCUGAACACCUCCAAAAUGGAUGACAAGAAGAAGAGGAGGAGCCCCAAGCCCUGCUUGUCGCAGCCUGCACCCCCUUCCAGUUCUCUGCGCAGGGUCCCAGUCCCUACCAGCCGAAGUGCCUCCUUCUCCUUGGGGCUCCCCCACCUUCCAUCCCCAAAGCAGCGAUCCAAGUUUAAAAGGGUGACCAAGGAGAAGUGCCGCCCUGUGCUUGCUGGCGGAGGGGGAGCCCCAGCAGGCACACCCUUGCAGCACUGUUUCCUGACAGAGGUGACUGGUGUCUAUGAGAUGGAGGGAGGAUUACUCAACCUACUCAAUGACUUCCAUUCUGGACGGCUCCAGGCCUUUGGGAAGGAAUGUUCCUUUGAGCAGCUGGAGCAUGUUCGGGAGAUGCAGGAGAAGCUGGCUCGGCUGCACUUCAGUCUGGACGUGUGUGGGGAGGAGGAGGACGAUGAAGACGAGGCUGAGGCUGAGGGGCUGCCACAGGAACAGAAGAAAACAGUGGCCGAUCGUAACCUAGACCAGCUGCUUAGCAAUCUGGAGGAUCUCAGCAACUCUAUACAGAAGCUGCAUCUGGCUGAGAACACAGAACCAGAGGAGGCUCCCACAGCCUAAGUGGAGGCCCUUGGUUGGGAUCCUUUAGAACUUCCCCAUGAUGGCUGAGGUGAGCAGCUGGCCUCUCUCAGUUCGGAGGGUAUGAGGAAGGCGCCCAGGCCCCUUCAUGACCUUGACUGUGACACCGGCCCUCUGAGCUGCAGGACCCUGGGCCUUCUGAUGCCAGAGACCCAGAGCUCUGACCCUGGCUUGGGCCUCUAGGUCCUCUGACCUCACAUGAUCCUGAGCUCUGACUCAGGCUGUGCCCUCAGGCCUUCUGACUUUACUGGCCCCGAUCUCUGACCCAAGCUGUGAUCUUCGCUGGCCCUACUGGCUCUGUCCAGACUGGGCCUCUGGCAGCUGAAUUAAACGGAAAAAUGGACGGGUG
Gracilinanus agilis (Agile Gracile Mouse Opossum) is the source of this 1287-nucleotide messenger RNA. It is a transcript of the gene CCDC28B, whose product is annotated as coiled-coil domain containing 28B. The record is from RefSeq and is a predicted model, not a curated record. The coding region runs from base 324 to 920 and encodes 198 amino acids. The transcript has 6 exons. Lineage: Eukaryota; Metazoa; Chordata; Mammalia; Didelphimorphia; Didelphidae.